Salvia miltiorrhiza (redroot sage) is the source of this 2169-nucleotide messenger RNA. Its product is annotated as laccase-1-like. Gene Ontology annotation, cellular component: apoplast. The record is from RefSeq and is a predicted model, not a curated record. The transcript has 5 exons. Gene Ontology annotation, molecular function: copper ion binding; hydroquinone:oxygen oxidoreductase activity. Gene Ontology annotation, biological process: lignin catabolic process. NCBI's taxonomy places the organism in Eukaryota, Viridiplantae, Streptophyta, Magnoliopsida, Lamiales, Lamiaceae. Bases 93 to 1826 code for a protein of 577 amino acids.
CACUCUGCCUAUAUAAAUGGGGCAUUGAGCACAAAUAGAUGGUGAGAUAUAUAUAUAUAUAACUCAAUUCCCUUUUCAAAAGUACGACCAAAAUGGAGGCCAAAGUUCACCAUCUUUUGCUACUUGCAAUAUCAAUACUUGCAACGCAGCUGCUUUCUUCUUCUCCUUCUCCCAAUACAAAAAAGUUUCAUUUCAAUGUAGAGUGGAAGAAUAUAACAAGACUUUGCCAUUCAAAGUUGGUAUUAACGGUGAAUGGGAAGUUUCCUGGGCCAACCAUAGCUGUGAAUGAAGGUGACAAUGUCCAUGUUACUGUCACUAACAAGGUUGCAAGAAACACUACUAUCCAUUGGCACGGAGUGAGGCAGUUGCGAAGCGCGUGGGCAGACGGGCCGGCGUACAUAACGCAGUGCCCGAUCGGAGCGGGCAAGGCAUACACAUACAAGUUCAGCGUGGUGGAUCAAAGGGGCACACUGUGGUGGCACGCUCACUUCUCAUGGCAACGUGCUUCUGUUUAUGGGGCUUUUAUCAUUCAACCCACCACGCCUUUCCCCUUCUCUCUCCCUCUCUACACUCCCAACAUUCCUCUCAUCUUUGGAGAAUGGUGGAAUGAAGAUGUAGAAUUAGUAGAAAAUGAAAUGAUGUUGUAUGGUGGCGGACCUAAAUCCUCCGAUGCUUACACCAUCAAUGGCUUACCAGGUCCCUCAUACCCUUGUUCCACCAAAGAUACCUUCGUCCAAACCAUCGUUCCCGGAAAAACUUACCUACUAAGGAUCAUCAACGCCGCACUAAACGAUGAGCUCUUCUUCGCUGUGGCCAACCACACCCUCACCGUAGUCGAGAUCGACGGCGUCUACACGAAGCCCUUCGCCACGCCGGCGAUCAUGAUCGCCCCCGGCCAAACCACCAACGUCUUACUCACAGCCGAUCAAUCCCCUCAUCCCACAGCCAUGUUCACAAUGGCAGCAAGGCCUUACCUCACCUCAGUCUUCCCUUUCAACAACUCCACCACAAUAGCAUUCUUGAAAUACCAAAACCAAAACCCUCAAAACCUAAUCCCACCUAAUUACUCUCUCCCUCAAAACCUACCAAAUCUAGAAGACACCCUCUUCGCCACACACUUCCUAAACAACCUAAGAAGCCUAGCAUCGAAAGAAUUCCCCUGCAAUGUCCCUAAAACCGUCGAUAAAAGCGUGGUCGUGACCAUCAGCCUAAACCUCCAAGACUGCCCUGCAAAUGAAACCUGUAGAGGGUUCCAAAACAAGAGGUUUUUCGCCUCAAUGAACAACCAAUCCUUCAUACGCCCUUCCACAUCCAUUCUUGAAUCCCAUUACCACAACUUGAACGUCGGAUUCUCCCCCGAUUUCCCGGAGAAGCCGCCCUUCGCCUUCAACUACACGGGGGUGAGCCCCGUGGUGGAGAACAUGAGCCCUAGCUUCGGCACGAGGGUGCUGCGGUUGCCGUACGGGACGAGGCUGGAGAUAGUGCUGCAGGACACCAACUUCUUGAACCCUGAGAACCACCCCAUCCAUGUGCAUGGCCACAAUUUCUUUAUUGUGGGGAGAGGGUUUGGGAACUUCAACGCCGCAGAGGAUCCGCUGGGGUACAACCUGGUGGACCCGCCGGAGAGGAACACGGUGGCGGUCCCGGUGGGUGGGUGGGCGGCGAUACGAAUGGUGGCGGACAAUCCUGGGGUGUGGUUUGUGCAUUGCCACCUUGAGGAGCAUACUUCGUGGGGUUUGGCAGUGGCGUUGGUUGUGGAAAAUGGGAGGGAACCGUCACAGUGUUUGCUGCCGCCUCCUAAUGAUCUACCUCCAUGCUCAGUCUAACCUUAAUUUGUGAGAUUUUUACAUUAUUUGUGAUCAUAUCAUCAUAUUGUUUUGAUAGAUUAUAUAGGUUUUCUCAUUUGAUUUGUGACAUAGUUACUUCGGUGUAAUUCAUGGAAAUUCGUAGUCGAUGUGCGCUAGGUAAAUUCAAAUAGUAGUUUUCAAUUUUAUUUUGUUUGGUUGAGAGUUUUGGAGGUGUGGCAGAGUUGUACUUCUUGCUAUUAGUUUUAGCCAAGUGCAUCUGAUGAUUUCUUCGAAAACUUUUAUUGACUUGUAGAUGCUGAAUAAACGUGUGAGGACUUACGCUAUAAUUGUGCAUUAUGUACAAUUUAUUCUUUGUUUUAAA